GUGCGAAAGAGCGGGCCGUUAUUAACCAGUAUGCCUUUAAAUGGCGUGUACUGGUGCUGAGGAGAGGGCGGACCUGGGUGGCGCGCGCGUGUGCGCCUUUCGCCUGCAGCCGCUGCAAGUGGCACCGAGCUAACAGCGGCUUUUGUGCCCAUGAUGCACCGUGGUCGUCGCACCUGUAAGGAAGGAUAAAGCUGUCACUGUACCGUCUCUACAUCAGCACCACCGGCGCCGGAAACACUGCUGCUUAAAAAAAAACACAAGUCUGGACUAGAAGAGGAAAAAAGAUCUCUGUGGAGUUGGAUUUAGCAGUUGGAUACUCUUGGCUGUCUGUUUAACUAAGGGAUGUAACUGCAAAAGGCCAGCGGCUCCCCUGCCAGCUCCACAUCCCAGCAGACAAAAUGAAGGAGGAAAUUCCACUCACAUGACCUCGCACCACAAGUCUCCAUCUUCGUCCGGUCUGAAGAGCAGGGCGACGUCUUAAAGCCCGGUCUCCUCCUUCUGUCAGCUUGCUCGGUAACAUUUAAAAGGACAACAAUCACUGCCCUGCAACACCUGGACAAUUUACCUUACGACUGUUAACUACAACGACUGUUCUCCUGCUAUUGCCCUUUCCCUCUUUUAAAGACAUAUUUUUUUAUAAUAAAUGUUUAUCCAAAUAUAUCUAUAUUGAAGAUUGAACUGUGGAACCCUGAAACUGAGUCCAGUCCCUGAGAUUUGAAUCUAACCGAAUUCUCGUCAGACAUUUUUUUGGAUUAAGAAAUUAUUUACAGCUAUGGAUCUUGUAGGUUUUUCUAUCAGGCUGCAUGUGUUCCUCAGCACAUGCCUGGGACUGGAAUUUUUAGGUACACCAGGUCAGUGGGCACGCUACCUCCGCUGGGAUGCCAGCACCCGCGGUGACCUCAGCUUCCAGUUUAAGACAGAGGCCUCAGACGCACUGUUGCUGUACUUUGACGAUGGAGGUUACUGUGACUUUCUACAGCUCUCAGUGGCCGAGGGACUACUGCGGCUGCGCUUCAGCAUCGACUGUGCUGAGACCACUGUUGUGUCAGACAGACGGGUAGAUGACAGCAGCUGGCACUUUGCCACCCUGAGCAGGUACAACCUGCGCACAGUGCUGGUGCUGGACGGCCAAGCCAAAGCAGGCGAGGUAAAGCCUCAGCGUCAGUUCAUGAAAAUAGUCAGCGACCUGUUCCUAGGUGGAGUGCCUCAGGAUAUCCGCAGCGGUGCACUUACACUGCCUACAGUGCGAAACAUGCAGCCCUUCAGUGGCACAAUCGCAGACCUCAAAUACGGCAUCUCACAGCCCCUGUUCCUAGGAAGCCUUAACGUGCCGCUGGAGUCGGAAGGAUGGUGCACCGUGAACCCGUGUGAGAAUGGUGGGAUGUGCACAGUGGUGGACGGAGAACCGGUUUGUGACUGCUCCAAAACAGAAUACAAGGGCCGCUUCUGCAGCGAAGAAAUCAACAGCAACAACAUGCCAGGCCUUGCACAUAUGAUGGCAGAGCAAGCUAAAAGCAAAGCAAGAGAAGAGAAUGUGGCGACUUUCCGUGGCUCAGAGUACUUCUGCUACGAUCUCUCCCAGAACCCAAUCCAGAGCAGUAGCGAUGAAAUUACACUCUCCUUUAAGACGUGGCAGCGGAACGGCCUUAUUCUUCACACCGGCAAGUCAGCUGACUAUGUCAAUCUGGCGCUAAAGGACGGAGCUGUCUCCCUCGUUAUCAACUUGGGCUCUGGAGCCUUUGAAGCCAUUGUGGAGCCGGUCAAUGGGAAGUUUAAUGACAACUCAUGGCACGAUGUCAAAGUGACCCGCAACCUCCGGCAGGUGACAAUAUCAGUGGAUGGGAUUCUGACAACUACAGGCUACACCCAGGAAGAUUACACCAUGCUGGGCUCCGAUGACUUCUUCUAUGUGGGUGGGAGCCCCAGCACAGCUGACCUGCCUGGUUCUCCAGUUAGCAACAACUUCAUGGGCUGCCUCAAGGAGGUAGUGUAUAAGAAUAAUGACAUCCGUCUUGAGUUGUCCCGUCUGGCUCGAAUUGUGGACCCCAAGAUGAAAAUCCAGGGUGAGGUAUCCUACAAGUGUGAAAAUGUGGCCACCCUUGACCCAAUUUCUUUUGAAACCCCUGAGGCCUAUAUCAGUCUCCCUAAGUGGAACACCAAGCGGAUGGGAUCCAUCUCUUUCGAUUUCCGUACGACUGAGCCCAAUGGACUCAUCCUCUUUACCCAUGGCAAACCCCAAGAGCGCAAAGAUGCUGCACGGAGCCAAAAGAACACCAAGGUGGAUUUCUUUGCUGUGGAGCUGUUGGAUGGCAGCCUGUACCUGCUGCUGGAUAUGGGCUCUGGGACUAUCAAGGUUAAGGCCACCCAGACAAAGGUGAAUGAUGGGGUCUGGUAUCAUGUCGACAUCCAGAGGGAUGGACGCUCAGGCACCAUCUCUGUAAACAGCAGAAGGACUCCGUUCACAGCCAGUGGUGAGAGUGAGAUUCUGGACCUGGAGGGUGACAUGUAUUUGGGGGGGCUUCCAACUGACCGCACCAACCUCAUCCUGCCCACGGAGCUCUGGACAGCAAUGCUCAACUAUGGCUAUGUGGGCUGUAUUCGUGACCUUUUCAUUGAUGGUCGAAGCAAGGACAUCCGUCAGAUUGCUGAGGCACAAAAUGGGGCUGGCAUUAAACCAUCAUGCAAUAAACAACCUGGCAAGCAGUGCGAGAGCUACCCAUGCAAGAACCGAGGAGUCUGCAAAGAAGGCUGGAAUCGAUUCAUCUGUGACUGCACUGGUACUGGCUACUGGUCACGCACCUGUGAGAGAGAGGCUUCAAUCCUCUCCUAUGAUGGCAGCAUGUAUAUGAAGGUUGUGAUGCCGAUCAUCAUGCAUACUGAAGCUGAGGAUGUGUCUUUGCGGUUUCGCUCCCAGCGGGCUUAUGGUCUCCUCAUGGCCACUACCUCCCGAGACUCAGCCGACACGCUACGGCUGGAGUUGGACGGGAGUCGCGUCAAACUCACGGUCAAUCUAGACUGUAUCAGGAUAAACUGUAACUCCAGCAAGGGACCGGAGACCCUGUAUGCUGGGCAAAAGCUCAAUGAUAAUGAAUGGCAUACAGUGCGUGUGGUGCGUCGUGGCAAAACCUACAAGCUAACGGUUGACGAUGAUGUAGCAGAAGGCCAGAUGGUGGGUGACCACACUCGUCUGGAGUUCCAUAACAUCGAAACAGGCAUAAUGACAGAGCGCCGAUUUGUUUCUAGCAUCCCAUCCAGCUUUAUUGGUCACCUCCAGAGCCUAAGAUUUAACGGCAUGCUAUACAUUGACUUAUGCAAGAAUGGUGACAUUGAUUACUGUGAGCUCAAUGCCCGCUUUGGGAUUCGCUCCAUUAUCGCUGACCCUGUCACCUUCAAAUCCAAGAGCAGCUAUCUCAGCCUGGCCACGUUACAGGCCUACACGUCCAUGCACCUCUUCUUUCAGUUCAAGACCACUUCACCAGAUGGCUUCAUACUCUUCAACUCUGGAGACGGCAAUGAUUUCAUUGCUGUGGAACUAGUUAAAGGGUACAUACACUAUGUUUUUGACCUUGGAAAUGGGCCCAACCUCAUCAAGGGAAAAAGUGAAAGGGCACUAAAUGACAAUCAGUGGCACAAUGUGGCUAUUACCCGAGACAACAGCAACACCCAUACGCUGAAAGUAGAUGCUACAGCCACUAGUCAGAGUAUCAAUGGUGCCAAGAAUCUGGACCUUAAAGGUGAUCUGUUCAUUGCUGGACUGGGUCCAGGCAUGUAUGGCAACCUGCCUAAACUGGUGGCUUCCAGAGACGGCUUCCAGGGCUGUUUGGCGUCAGUGGACCUCAAUGGUCGUCUUCCGGAUCUCCUCAACGAUGCAUUGUUUCGCAGCGGGCAGAUUGAACGUGGAUGUGAAGGUACACCGUCCCUCAAAUCUCAGCCUGAUUUAGACUACUACAACACAAACUUCAACUCCAACUCCAGCAGCCCUUUCUUCCUGCUCAAUGCAAACAGUAGCUCUGCAUCCAUGAGACCGUAUGGAAGGCGCUUCGUCUUAUUAACUGUAUUUGUUGCCUCACUUAUUCACUGGAGGUUAGAGAACUCCAGGAGCGCCACCAGACCUCGGGUGGAAAAAGGCUUGAUUGCUUACCCCGAGGAGCUACACUUAGAGGUGGCAAGGCACCACUCCACUUCACCCGUCUCCAUAUAUAGAUCUCCACUAUUGCUAAAGGGUGGUCACACGGGGACAACAUACAUCUUUGGCAAAGGUGGGGGCCUCAUUACAUUCAAUUGGCCAGCCAAUGAGAGACCAAGCACCAGAACGGACAGGUUGACUGUCGGCUUCAGCACCUCCCUGAAAGAUGGCAUCUUAGUCAGAAUUGACAGUGCACCUGGUCUAGGGGACUAUCUCAUGCUGCAUAUACAACAAGGCAAAAUUGGAGUGACCUUCAACAUCGGCACAGUGGAUAUCAGCGUGCAGGAAAGCAGCACCCCAGUGAAUGAUGGGAAGUAUCACGUUGUCCGUUUCACCAGAAAUGGUGGCAAUGCUACACUGCAGGUGGAUAACUGGUCUAUGAAUGAACAUUUCCCACCAGGGAACAGCGACAUUGAACGCUAUCAGAUGGCCAAUAAGAAAAUUCCUUUUAAAUUUGCCAGACCAGUAGAAGAAUGGCUACAAGAGAAAGGGCGGCAGUUAACAAUUUUCAACACACAAGCAACAGUGGCAAUUGGUGGUAGUGAUCGUGGCCGGCCCUUUCAAGGUCAGCUCUCGGGCCUUUAUUACAAUGGCCUAAAGGUGUUGAACAUGGCAGCUGAAGGCAACCCAAACAUCAAGAUUAAUGGCAGUGUAAGGCUGGUAGGCGAUGUACCUAGUGUGGCAGGUUCAGCCAGGACCACAGCCAUGUCUCCAGAGAUGACAACGUCCUUCAUUGAGACUACUACCAUGAUGUCCACUACGACCACACGGAAACACAGAUCUUCCUCAACUGUACAGCACCAAGAGGACAUUGGGUCAUCUGCCGAGUGUUCGAGUGAUGAUGAAGAUGAGGAGGAGUGUGAAACUAGCCGUACAGGUGGGCUAGGAGAUGAGUUAGUCGUCAAAAUACUUGAGGAUCCAUUAGUGCACCCCUCUGUAGCUCCUUGUACACCCUUCAUUCCCACUCCCUCAACCCACCACCCACUCCUCACCAUUGAGACCACCAAAGAGUCCCUGUCCAAGGCCACUGAGGCGGGGCUACCUUGCUUGUCGGACCGAGGCAGCGAUGAUUGUGAUGAUGAUGGCUUGGUGAUAUCGGGGUAUGGCUCUGGGAAAGCGUUCAAGUCUAAGCUGCCACCUACUGAUGAUGAAGAUUUUUACUCAACCUUCUUCUUGGUAACAGAUAAGACCUUGUCCACGUCAGGCUUUCAAGGUGACUACAAAGCAAAUGCAACCAAGACUUUUAUACGUAACAAACCUUCCAUCUCCAGACGCAGUAGGACUACCACUAUCGCCAUAGCACGAACCGCCGACCAGAGCCGCACCACCACCACCUCUGCCUCCACCGCACCCUCCAAACAGCCAGCUGGCAAAACGAAUAACCGCGAGCUAAAACCCCGGCCCGACCUAGCGUUGCUUCCAUUGCCCACAUCCUUUGAGGUAGACAGCACCAAGCUGAGGGGCCCAUUAAUAACCUCCCCAAUGUUCCGUAAUAUACCCACAGCACUUCCCACAGAGCCAGGCGUCAGGCGAGUUCCAGGGCCCUCGGAAGUGGUCCGCGAAUCUAGCAGCACCACCGGGAUGGUCAUCGGAAUAGUGGCGGCCGCUGCCCUGUGCAUCCUCAUCCUUCUAUAUGCCAUGUAUAAGUACAGGAACAGGGAUGAAGGCUCCUACCAGGUGGACGAGAGCAGGAACUACAUAACCAACUCGGCUGUGCAGAGCAAUGGCGCUGUCAUGAAGGACAAACAGCAAAGCUUGAAAGGCAGCAACAAGAGACAGAAAAACAAGGAUAAGGAGUAUUAUGUGUGACUGUGAGACUUUCGUGUACACGAGAGAGCGAAGAAAGAGAGCACUAAGAGAACUUUUACUUAUCAGUUUCCUCGUGAGGAGCUAUGACAAAUGAUGGUAUAAUAUGGAACUUGAAAAUUCUUAUACUGUGCUGAGUAGUUGAACUGAUGAUAUGUACUGUAACAUAAAGCACACUUACUAUUAAGCAAAAGCUUAAUGACAAGGUUAAAUAGCAACUUUAGAGACCUUACUCUUCUAUCUGGUCAGAGACAUUAUUGGUAGAGAAAUACUUCACAGCAUCAUUCUCCUAAGUGACUUUUAGAGCUACGUGAUCCUUGGCAUUAAACAAUUUUUUGUGAAAUUGUUAAUUACAAAAGGCUCAUAAAAUUACACAUUUUCAGCAUGUAAACAACAUAGUGCUUAACAAGAGGGGGUCAGGCACACAAUGGUUGUAAAAAUAAAGGACUCUUGUAUCAAAAUAUUACCAAUUUUUAUGGUUUAUAAAUAAGUGCUGUGUCUUAACUAUUUUUGCUCCAGGCUAAUGAGAAACCAACAAAAGAACAGCAAGAAAAGAAAAUGAUUUCUGUGUAUAAACUAACGGAGAGGGCAUACCUCAGAACACAAUUAUUCUCAUUGUCUGGCUGACACAGUGAAGCUUUGUGGAGAGAGCUUGCCAGUUCUCUCGGUAAGAAACACGUGAUUGUAAAAUGCAUGCCAUCCUGAUUCAUAUGGUAUAGCACAAGUCCAGUAUGCAGUGUUCGACUUGGACCACGUUCUCUUUAAUGCACAAGCCAAAACGUCAUCAUUAGAUUGGGACUUGCCCUGAGCCCCUGAAAACUGCUGAAAAAUCUGCAAAAGAAAAAGGUCUAAUAUCGACGCAUAGCUAGUGGUGGUCUUCUCUCUUUGCAAAAUUGUGUGUUGGUUCAUUGCGUAUCAUUCUCUUUUUUAUGGAGGUGUCAGGAAGAAGACAAAUGCAGUACUACAACACUGUUAACAAAUGUGUAUACAGAAAUAAAUCUAAUGUUGAAAGUGUGAAUUCUAUCUGCUAUUGCAGUCAACUGUGUCAAAAAAGAAGAAAUUUGUUUACAUAUUUUAUUACAUGCUAUCUGUUGUACUUUGUAGGUAGUAAAUUGUACAUAUACCAUGACAGUUGUAAUUUUUAGUACCACUAUUGUACAGACUAAACACAUGGUUUAUCAACAGAUUUCAUGAGAAAUUUAUUAACUGUUAUUAAUUUACAUGGAGAAAGACUCUAACGAGAAUGUGAAGAAUCAUAUUGCUAUUCAUAAAGAAUAAAAUGUAUUGUUAGCCUAGAAAUCUAAAAAGAGAUGUUUCUAAAGUUGCAUGAAUAUUUAAUUACUGUCCGACAAAUACAACGUGCCCUUUCUUCUGUACCAUGACUUUCUUGUUCUGGGUGACAGUACUGAUUUGUUUAGUUUCAUUUUAAGUUUUUUGGAGAGAACAACAUCAGAUUUAUGACAAGGAGACAACAAAAGAAUGGGCCUUCAAAGUUUGGAAAGACAAAUUCUGUGGGACCAUAAAUCAUUGCUUGAUUGUCCUUUUAUGUUUCCAUUACCUGUCAUUGUCAUUAAGUCACCAGGUGCAGUCUUUUUCUUAGAAAUCACAUUUUUGUCACAAUUGUUACUUUUCAUAACCUUUUUCCAUCAGUUUGAUAACAAAUAAAACUUUUUU
Molecule: messenger RNA, 7666 nt
Organism: Pundamilia nyererei
Lineage: Eukaryota; Metazoa; Chordata; Actinopteri; Cichliformes; Cichlidae
Gene: nrxn3a
Product: neurexin 3a
Source: RefSeq, a predicted model, not a curated record